Messenger RNA from Ceraceosorus guamensis, 1736 nucleotides. RefSeq lists its product as hypothetical. NCBI's taxonomy places the organism in Eukaryota, Fungi, Basidiomycota, Exobasidiomycetes, Ceraceosorales, Ceraceosoraceae. The record is from RefSeq and is a predicted model, not a curated record. The transcript has 6 exons. The coding region runs from base 143 to 1666 and encodes 507 amino acids. Gene Ontology annotation, molecular function: protein binding.
GUCUUCUCUACCACCCAGCCGCCAUCACCGCCAUCACCGCCAUCACCGCCAUCACCGCCAUCACCAUCUCCAUGCUCCACAAUCCAAUCUCCCCCCCCUUACCAGUCAUCCAGUCGACAAACCCUUACCCACACCCACACGCAUGCCCUCCUCCACCGCUCACCCGCAUCAUCGCAAUCACGCCCAGUCCCCCUGCUACAUCCUGCGCCAUCACGCACCUCAUCCCAUCACAUCCACUCAUCACGUCCGCGACCUGCUCUUGGCGGGUGACGAUGCAGGUCGCGUCAGCCUGACGCGCAUCAGUCAUGCCAGCCCCGUUCAUCAGUGGCAUGCUCACUGUGACCAGCAAGGUGCAGCUAAUGGUGCUGCCAUCCUGGGCGUCAAGCUGUGGUUCGCAGCAGCAGCAGCAGCAGCAGCAGCAGCAGCAGCAGCAGUGCGCGAGGAGGGAGCAAGCGCAAAGCAGCACAGCAGCGACGCAGACGUCGACGUCGACGUCGACGUGAGGGCAGUGACCCACGCUCGGGACAAUACGCUCAAAGUGUGGCAGUUGCCAUCCACGUCGCGCAGACAGCUCAGUGAGCAGCACGCGCAGGCGAUCCAUGGCGCGCAGAGUGAGCAGCAGCAGCCUGCGCUCUUACUCAAGCUGGACGUCAAUUCCGUCAACUUUUGCGCAUUCGCCCUUCUCCCUCUCCCUUUCGACGCGCUGCAGCGAUGGCAGCGUAGUGCUGGAUCGAGCGAUGUGAGCGUGCACCUUGCGCACCCUCAAGCCUUGAUAGCCGUACCGAAUACCGUGGAAGCUGCUUGGAUUGAUGUGUAUCACCUGCCCACUUGUAGACGAAUCGUCGCAGCGAUUGGCUCGCCGCCUCUCGAUGAGGUCAAACGGCCAGCAAAAGAUCGACCGGGCAUCGUCAUGUCACUUCAGCUGUUCAGCCUCGAUCACACCUCACCCAACUUUAGUCUCUUGGCAGGCUAUGAGGAUGGCCGGGUUGCGCUCUGGCACAUGCAUCACCGCUCAUCUAGCACAACCAGUCCCACCACCUCAAGUCCCUCCGAUCACCUCUGGUGGAAGCUGGCGUGGCAGGAGAAAGCGCACGUCGAAGCGGUCAUGGCAGUGAGCGCAUCCUCGAGUCGCGCCUUUGCCGUGAGCGUAGGGGCGGAUUCGCGAGUCGUCAAGUACUGCUUGGACAGCGGCGCGCACGCAAUGCCAGACUCAGAGGCAUCGCGGCAAGCAGCUGCUGCCGAUGGUGGGCCUGUUGACCCUCAUGCUUCGCCAUUGGUCAAGAAGACGAAGCAGCAGGGUCGAGCGUCUGUGGACAUCUCACGAGAUGCGCGCAUCGUCGCUACUGGAGGUUGGGAUGGAGUAGUACGACUGUACGCCGCGUAUGACUUGGUUGAACUCGGAGCGCUGCGGUAUCACAAGAACACGGUCCAGUCUCUCGCUUUUGCGUCUGUCGAAGAAACUUCUGCCCCACGCAAAGCGCGUGUCAGAGAGGGCGAUGACAGGGUGUGGGAGAAUGCAGACGAGUCGGACGCCUCCUCCUCCUCCUCCUCCUUCACUUCUUCCGACGAAGACUUGCAGCAUUCGCGCAUCAAGCAUGAUCUAAUAGCUGCUGGCGCCGACGGCAGAAUGUCACUUUGGGAUCUGGGCGACUUUGGUUUCAAGUAGAGUAGUUGAGCUUGGCUUUCAUUUGCGUUCACUAGUAGCCUGUAUAUUACACAAACAUUCAAUAGCGAAG